This is a messenger RNA of Xiphophorus maculatus (southern platyfish), 4131 nucleotides long. Its product is annotated as zinc finger protein GLI4-like. The coding region runs from base 1479 to 3089 and encodes 536 amino acids. NCBI's taxonomy places the organism in Eukaryota, Metazoa, Chordata, Actinopteri, Cyprinodontiformes, Poeciliidae. The transcript has 3 exons. Gene Ontology annotation, molecular function: DNA-binding transcription factor activity; RNA polymerase II cis-regulatory region sequence-specific DNA binding. The record is from RefSeq and is a predicted model, not a curated record. Gene Ontology annotation, biological process: regulation of transcription by RNA polymerase II.
UGUUAUCUUCAGAAAGGAAAGCCAACCUGGAUGUGCAGUGAUCUGGAAACGUCUUUGUUUUCCAGCGUUUUUGCUCAGAACCAAACGGACCUACAAGAGCCGAGAAGAAGUAGAUCACAGCCAGGUUUUCCAUCUUUCCACGGGUGAAAUGUUGGUCCUGAUGUUCACAGCUGGAGUCCAGCAGCUCUGCAGUCUGUAGGAGGAGAUUCUGCUGCUGCACUCAGUGGGACGGAGAUCGCCUCCGAGUCGCUGCAGCUCCACCCAGUCUGACAGGAAGCUGACUUCUCUGGAAGGUUGGCUCCGCCCAUCUGAAGAGAACUGGACCGGGCCACAACCCUGUGGGACUCCAUAAGUAACCUUGAAUGUGAAGAAGAAAACAAACUGGAAUCUGUGGGACAGAUUUAAAGCAGACCAGUUCUGUUCCAGCAACAUGUUCCGGUUUAUUGAGAGAAUUUUAUUCCCACUGCUGAGUUUUCCCUCUUCUACUCCAAACAUGGUUUCCAACAUGCUUUAAAAAUAAAAACUGAAAGUCCAUUUUAAUCAGACAAUCCUAAAAAAAAAGAGGUGCCACCAUUUGCAUCAAGAAGUGGUCUAGUUAAAGGCCAGCAGAUGCGCUGCAGACCAACAUGCUGCUGGGAGCCAGGCUGGGGCCCGUCUUAUGUUUGAAAGGUCUACCAAUCAGCUGAAGUUCUGGUUCUGUGUUGUUCAUGGUAUUCAUGUUCAAUAAAGAACAAUUCAACAGAUCAGAGGAAAUAUGGAGGAGAAUCAGUGGUUGCAGCUUCAGUUCCUGUCAGGUUCUCAGGAGCCAUUAGAUCUGGAUGUUUCUCUGGUUCUGUUCAGAUCCAAUCCGGGCCUCUAACGUCCCACUUCAUCUGUAAACCUCCACAGUCUGAAAUCAGCCCAGCAGCCUCUACCGGAGCUCAGUGGGUUCAUUUCUCCACAAUCAGAGGAAGGGGAAGACGGGCUGGGGGGAAGCUCAGGAACAAACAGGAAGCAGAGAUAAUGGGACACAGGUGGCAGGAAUUAGACUGCACCAGAGAGGGGGAGGGUAGCGGAAUCACUCCCAGCCUCAUCACUGAUCUGCAUGUGGAACAAAUUAUCCUCAUCUCUCCUCUGCUGCUGCUUUCACUCACAUGAACAUCAUCAGGCGUUUCAGACAUGAAUCAGCUGCUGUGAUAACCUCGUUUUUAUUGUUUAUUGCUGUGAGGUGAGCAGAUGAGCGUUUUUGGUUAGUAAAAGCCCCAAACCGGUUUAUUCCGGUCCAAUCUGCGGUUCUUUGGCGUCUCUAAAAUAUUGUUGACCCGUUUCUCCUCCUCCAAGAUGGCGGCGCCGCUGACGCAUCCCUCCGGAAGCUCUCACCCUGGAGUCCGGCGGAAGUUUAGCUGCUGCUAACAGUUAGCUUCCUUUGUGCGGCCCGAGCAGGCAGAGACGGUGGUUCUGUUGGACCGGAGCGGAACAUCCGAGCUGCGGCAGCAACAAUGUGUUCCGUCCAGCCUCUGAGAGACUUCAUCCGGGAGAGACUGACCGCCGCGGCCGAGGAGAUCUUCUCCGAGGUGGAGCGGACCAUCGGCCGCUUCGAGGAGGAGCUGGACGCGCAGCGCAGGCUGCUGGCGGUGUGCCUGAAGCCGCAGGUCCGGCUGCACAGGAUCGAACAUCUUCAGCACCACGUUUGUAAGGAGGAGGUUCUAACGGGCUACGAGAGUACCUGCAGUCUGGACCGGGCCGAACCAGAACCUCUACGCAUCAAAGAGGAGCAAAUGGAACCAAACCACAUUCUGAUCAGACCCGACCCAGAAGAACCAGAACCUGCACAGCUCACAGAGACUCUGCCGGAACCAGGAGCUCCACAUGUAGGAGAAGCUGCGGAGGAACCAGAACCUUUCCAGAACCUGGACGAUCAGGAGGUUCUGUCAGAACCAGACCGGCCACAGAUCAUAGACGACCUGGGAGAGUUAGAAUACCUGGACUUUGACGAGUACCUGGACGACCCGGAAAGUCCGCAGAUCAUAGAUGACCUGGAAGAACCAGAACUUCUAGAAACAGAACACGGCCUGGAAGAACCAGAACCGCAGAACAGAACCAGGAAAGUGGAGUUCUGGACCCGACACGAUGAUGAGGGUCUGCUGCUGAGGAAGGAGUUUGAUACCUUUGUGCCUCGACAGAGAAAAUCCAAACCUGAAGAACCGGUACCAGGUUCUGACAGCCUAGCAGAAAUCCAACAGAACUACAUCUAUGGGGACGAGGUUCUGGCUGAGCAGGAACAGAACUUCAGUCUGGACCUGAAGGUACCGGACCAUCCUCAGAUCAAACAGGAACAGGAAGAAGUUGGAUCCGGUCAGGCCGGCCAGAGACCGGAGACCGACAUCUUCAUGGUGACGGUGAACUACGACGAGAGUGAGCACAGCGAACCGGAACCCAGCAGCUCCCAGCAGUCCGAAGACUCCGACGAACCCAAACCGUUCGUCUGCAAGACGUGUGGCAAGAGGUUCUCCAACAUGUUGCUGCUCCACGACCACCGGGACACCCACCAGAAGGAGAAACCCUACUCCUGCCAGCUGUGUACGCGGCGGUUCGCCCGGCGGGACUCCGCCUUCCGCCACAUGAUCACCCACACGGGGGAGAAACCCUUUCCCUGUCAGAUCUGUGGGGAGAAGUUUGGCCUCAACAGCCACCUGCUUCGCCACCUGAGAAGGCACACGGGCGAGAAGCCCUUCUCCUGCCACAUCUGCCACAAGCGCUUCAGCCAGAGCAACACCCUGACCUGCCACGUCAGGACCCACACGGGCGAGAAGCCGUACCCCUGCAGGGUGUGUGGAAAGGGCUUCGUGAGGCGCAGCGCCAUGAACAUCCACAUGAGGAUGCACACCGGAGAGAAACCCUUCACCUGCAAGGUGUGUGACAAAACCUUCAGUCGGGGGACGGGGCUGAGCUACCACAUGAGGACCCACACCGGAGAGAAGCCGUACUCCUGCAAGCUGUGUGGAAGAACGUUCCGGCAGUCCAGCCACCUCAUGUGUCACAUGAAGAACUUUCACCUGGACUGGACCCGAGAGAAGAGGUCUCGAUCUCCGAUAGAGGAGGAGGUCUAGAUCUACCAUAGACAGUAGAGCUCUAGAGCCAUGAACAAUAGUUUGCAGAAUGAGUCAAACUGAAUCUGGUUCUGAUUGAACCCGGUUCUGAGACCAAAUGGUCUACUGGGGGCCCAGGUGAACCAGAACUCGUAUAGCACGUCAUCGUGCCCGUUAGGCGGUGCUGUUAGCAACAGUGUUAGCAUAGCUACCUGUGCUACCUUCACCACAGAGAGGGAGAUAUGGCAAACCUGUUUAUCAUAUAAUUAUGUUGGAUUCUUAAACAUAAUCAUUACUGAGUUGUUGAUGUUCUCCAGAACCUCCAGUCUUCCUGUUCCUUAAAAGUCCAGAUUUCUGUUGGAAGGAUCGACGCUCAUCGACCUCCAUGUUCCUCUGGACCCACCAGGUGAGCUCAUCGUCAGGUUCACCUGUCCUGCUGCUGAUCCCGUCUGAGCAUCACUACUUUGGUUCUGGUUCAGUUGGAUCCAAAUGAUCAGAGUGGUGAGCUUGUCGACUUCUAGCUGCAGAGCUCUAAGAUCAUCACUCAACUCAGAGAGACGGAAAAAUGAUUCAGAUAUUGAAAAGGUUUGAGGCUCAGCAGGAAGUUCUUCUACUAAUGAAAUGUUUCGGUGCAGAAAGGAGCCGUGGUUCCGGUACCAGACGGUGGAGAACCUCCAGUCAUCCACAGCUUAUUAAUGUUUGUAGAAAUAAAUGUAAAUAAUGACCAGCCCUGAAAGGUGGUCCAGUUCUCUGAACGGUCCCCAGAACCAGAACCGGCACAUAUUCAGGUCAGGGGAACCAGAGGUCCGAUUCUACCGGCUCCCUUGGAACCGACGUUUACACCUGCCGGAACCGCCCGAGGUGGUUCUGCUCUGCUGACACUAAUCUGACCAGAACCAGGUUCUGCUUCUGACUCGUUUACAUGGAUAUCUGGGUUCCUGUCUCUGAGGCAAAUGGACUGAACCAGAGAACACCAGAACCGGACUCACACAUUUUAUUUUAUUUUUUUUAUCGCCCCACAAGGGGUCUUUUGUGGGAUCUAGUGUCCGUUUUUCAAAGUAGG